AUCACACUUCACUAAUCACCAAAUGUUGCAUACACAUGCCAACGUGAGAGAACCCAUGAGAAAGAAACAUAAGUCUCCACAUACCAUAACCGAUCACGUAGAUAUAUUAACUGAAGUCUUGCAGAGACUCGACGGCCGGUCGUUAAGUGUGGCCGCUUGCGUGUGUCGACAAUGGUGCUCCAUCGUUCGCAACGACUCGUUAUGGGAACAUUUGUGCUUCCGGAAAUUGUCUGUUGGAAGUCGGUCGGUUGUUAUGGCGCUGGGUGGGUACCGGAGGCUGUACAUGGUGUGUGUGCGGCCGCUGGUGAGUCGACUAAAGGAGAGGCGGGUGUGGGACCGGAAUGAGAUGGAGCUGACGUUGUCGUUGUUUUGUGUGGAGUACUAUGAGAGACUGUUGGGUGGUGGUGUGGCGGUUGCCGGCGGUGCGAAGUCGCUCAAGUUUUUAUGUGAAGCCGUGAAUGUUAGGAAGUUGGAAAAUGUUGUGAAAAGAUGAAAACGACAUGGUUAACUGGCUUUCUAUUUUUUUAUUAUGGUAGUUUUACAAUAUUUAUUUUUUGUUUGGAUUGC
This is a messenger RNA of Helianthus annuus (common sunflower), 567 nucleotides long. RefSeq names its product F-box protein SNE. The transcript has a single exon. The coding region runs from base 23 to 493 and encodes 156 amino acids. Gene Ontology annotation, biological process: regulation of gibberellic acid mediated signaling pathway; gibberellic acid mediated signaling pathway. Gene Ontology annotation, cellular component: SCF ubiquitin ligase complex. The record is from RefSeq and is a predicted model, not a curated record. Lineage: Eukaryota; Viridiplantae; Streptophyta; Magnoliopsida; Asterales; Asteraceae. Gene Ontology annotation, molecular function: protein binding.